AUUUGCAGGCAAAAAAUAACAUAUAAAGGGGUUAGGAAUUAAGUUGAGAUCAUAAUUGAAUUGUAAAUCAAUUAACCAACUUAAUCAACAAAAUGAUGCGUUUACUUGUUUUAGCUUCACUCCUAAUCGUCCCAGCUUUCGUCUCAGCUGAUGAGAUCGCUAACUCUGGUGCUGUAACUGAAGCAAUCCCAUUGUUACUCUGGGCUGCUUCUGACCCUAAAGAAGACAGUCAAGCAGCUAAGAUCGAUGCCGCCAAGUUUUAUCAAUUCACUGAGAAGUACCGAGAAGAGUUCCUCAAGUACUACAACAAACUUAACAUCAUUGGUGCUACUAAAUUCCUCCAAGAACAUGCUGAAGAAUCAGGAACUGAAGGAGUUAACUGGGUUCUUGUUUUUGCCAAGAUCCUCGAGAAGAAGGUAACUGGACAAAGUGAAGAGAAAGAACACGGACUUCCAUCACUCGUUGCUUGGGCUGUCAGAAACACUGGACCUGGAACUAAAUAUACCUCAGUUACUCGCGAAACUUUAGUCUCUUUCCUUUUGGCUCACAAGACUGACAUCUUGAAGUACCAACAUGAAGGUGAUGUCGAUGGUUUAGUUAGUUUCCUUGAAUCAACCAAAGCCGAAUCAACCUCUAAUGAUGUUGACUGGAAAACUGUUAUCAAUGAGCUUAAGGAUAACCGACAAUUGUUCAAGUCUUCAUGUGGUCUGUUGAACCUCCAAUUAUGCGAUAAUAUCAAAGCAUAAUUCCAAUUUCAAACCACAUAUAUUCGUCUCCAAGCGUUGAAGAACUCAAUGUUUAUGUCAAUGAAUAAUAAAUAAAAGUAUAAAGCAAAUUUAGUUCAAAA
Tetranychus urticae (two-spotted spider mite) is the source of this 847-nucleotide messenger RNA. RefSeq lists its product as uncharacterized. The record is from RefSeq and is a predicted model, not a curated record. NCBI's taxonomy places the organism in Eukaryota, Metazoa, Arthropoda, Arachnida, Trombidiformes, Tetranychidae.